This is a messenger RNA of Ctenocephalides felis (cat flea), 2238 nucleotides long. Its product is annotated as RB1-inducible coiled-coil protein 1-like. The transcript is spliced from 13 exons. NCBI's taxonomy places the organism in Eukaryota, Metazoa, Arthropoda, Insecta, Siphonaptera, Pulicidae. Gene Ontology annotation, molecular function: molecular adaptor activity; protein kinase binding. The record is from RefSeq and is a predicted model, not a curated record. Gene Ontology annotation, cellular component: phagophore assembly site membrane; extrinsic component of membrane; Atg1/ULK1 kinase complex. Bases 238 to 2238 code for a protein of 666 amino acids. Gene Ontology annotation, biological process: glycophagy; autophagosome assembly; autophagy of peroxisome.
GAGUCUUAACCUCUACAUACCCAAACUUGAAUUUAAAUUUUGUUUCUGCAUAUAAUUUUGACUCCAUGUUCCUACAUACCAUUUUAAUGUCGGAAGUUGGGAAGGUGUUUCGACAGUAUUUUUUUUGUUAUAACUGCUGAUUUUUGGGUCAACUAGGCUUCUCUCUUCCGAGUAAAGCCUAGGAGGAAUAUAAUAACUUCCGUUCUUAUUUAUUCUAAGAACAUCAUCAACUUCAAGAUGUUAUACAUAUUCCAUGUAGAUACCGGUCGGAUGAUGACCUUUGAUAUGAAUUUGGCAUUAGAGAGUGUGUCUCUUCUAAAAGAAAUGAUACAAAAAACGUGCAAUAUUCCACAAAAUACUCAAGUGCUUUUGGUUAGUGGUGGAGAAGUCUUGAUCGACAACAAUCGUGUUUGCAGCUAUUCGGCUGGCACUGACACUAAUCCUAUAUAUAUGUUUAGUACUUCUAUCAUAGAUGAUACAAUACCACCGGAACCAAGUGUUGAUUAUGGGCAAGAUCGUGAUCUUAGUGAGGAAGUAGAAUCUUGCAUGUCUCUUCCGCCAACAUACAGCACUGUUGUCACGCGGGUACAGUUAGCUCAGCGCUUUUAUGAAUUGGCUAGAGAGCAGGAAAGAGUAUGUCAAAAAUUAGUUCAUGAUCAACAUUUGCAACAACAAGGCUGGGCCGCUGUUGUUGCUAAUAUGGAAGAUAUUACAGAAGAAUUCACGGAACGUGCAGCUAAUUUUAAUAAAAAUUUUGCAGAACAUUUGGAGAAAAGGGAAACCUAUUUAAAAUUCUUGUCACACUUUCGAAAUGAUCUGGAUACCUUAUCACGAAUACCAAUAUUACCUGCGCUAGCUGUUAAUUGUAAAGAACCCUUCACAGCAUUUGAUGAAGAGGAUCAACAAAAAACUAAAGAAGCUGUAACGUUACUUCAUUGGAUAGCUGCUAAAGAAAACCAAAAAUCUUUGGAACGAAUUGCAAUUCAAUGCACUAAGGGUUUAGAUCUUUUUGAUGAUGAGAUUCUAAAUUCUAUGAGAGUUGAGUGCAAAAAUGCAGUAGAUAAAGCACAUCAGCCAGGUAUGAGAGAAAUUAAAGGCUUAGGUGAUCGUUUGUUUGGUUUAGAACAACUAAUGCAAGAAACAAAACGAUGUGUGCAAGAACAGAGAGAAUUAGCGCAAGCAUUUUUAGCUAAUCAAAAUAGAGCAAGUCAUUUAGGUGAUACUUCAAUCUUGCCCGAUUUGUGUAUGUCACAUCAGAGACAAUUAAAAGUAAUGCUAUCGAACCAUCAACAAUUGAGAGAUAUUAGAAGGCGAUGUACCAAGGCAAAAGAAGAACUUGGCUUAAAUUUAUACCAUAGAUUAAAAUGGAUUGUUUAUGUUGAAAAUCGGAUGUUCGAAGCUGACAACCGACUCAUGUUUUACCAUAGAUCAUUAAAUAGAUUACAAAGGCACUUGAGUAUAGUUGAACAAAUUCAUCAAGCUCCCAGUAUGUAUAUGCAAGCUAUUAACGAGGUUGUUCGAAGGCGUACAUUUUCUCAGGCCUUUCUAGUGUGGGCUUCUGAUCUCGCCUGCCAUUUAUUGACCAUACAUAAUGAAGAAGUGAUGAGGAGACAAGAAUUUUCAACCAUGUUUGAAGGUCAUUUUCUCAAUGCCUUAUUUCCUGGAAUGGAAGAUUUACCACCGUCAUUUGCCACAAGAGCACCUUCUAUAUUUGACACGGGUUUGCCAAAAAUUACUCAAGCUGAUGUUCAACAUCUUGGAACAUUGCACCCCGAUUUAGUACUAGAGAGUUCUUUACCUGAUUUAACUUCAGUUCUCAAUUUCUUUUUAGCCAGAUCUGGCACUGCAAAAUCGCAAGAUAAAUCUGGAACUGUUGAAGAAAGAUUAGCGACUGUAGCAGAUGCAGCAGGAUUAAGCACUAAUUUGAUUUGUACUCCAGAAAAUAUUACAGAACAGACUGUAGGAUUUCUCACAACAUAUGCACAACAUCAGCAUCUCAAAGAUUUUGAACGGGGUUUUGAAUCAGAAACUGAUACUGAAGAAUUUGAAAAGGUUGGCCAAAGUCCUAUUGACUGCAAUGCUGGACUGGUUCUCCCGUCAGCAGCUGGUCAUGCUGGUCCUGUUCAUCAACAUCUCGCUAGCCAUAAUGUUCUUCAAGUUGCUGACGUAGCGGCGGCCUAUCCACAACGGCCCUUUGUGGCCGCCAUGAUCACAGGCAUAGGUUCAUUACAGUCGUAA